AUGUGUGAAAAGGGUAGUAAUAAUUGGAUACCAGUUCAAACAUAUGAAUUUUGUGUUGCUGUUAUUAAUGAUGUUGAAUUAGGAAUACCAUCAAAACCAACAAAAGCACAAAAAGCUGAAGUACUGAUGUAUCCAGCUGAUACACUAGAUCAACCAAAAACUGAAGUCACAGAAUUACCUGCACGAGAUCAUUCAUGUACUAUUCUGAAUUUAAAAGAAGAUGAUGAAAUUUCAUUUCAUGUUCAACCUCUCAACGUAGUUCAUCCAAGUGAGUCAAGUCGACCAACAGAUGUAGUUAUCAUUGAAGAUCAUAUGGGUACACAUUCUUCUAGUUUCAUUAUCAAUUUACAAAUCGAAGUAGGUAAUGAUUUUUAUUCAUAUUUUUCUUUAUUAUUAUUAUUAUUAAUUGAUUUCAUAGGUGGUGAUAUUCAAAAUUUUGAUGGUUCAGGUGGUGAAAGUAUAUUUGGUAAAACAUUUGCUGAUGAAAAUUUCAAUAACAAGCACAAUAAAUCUGGUCUAUUAUCAAUGGUUAAUUUUGGUCCAAAUACAAAUGGUUCACAAUUUUUCAUUAGCUCAAUUGCAUUACCAUAUUUCGAUGAUACAUAUGUCGUGCUUGGUGAAGUUAUUAGUGGAAUGGAUGUAAUCAAUACGAUUAUGAAUUAUGAUAUAGCAAUAAAAGUUGGUCAAGAUUUUCAAUUACAUAUAUCUUAUAAAAACUAUGCACGAAAAGCACAAGCAGAAUCGUUAAUUGAUAAUACAGAAAAAUUAGUUAAUGAUGAUCGUGUUAAUGUUAAAAAAGACAAUGAUGAUAAUAAUAUAAAAUAUUAUGUUGUCGAAAGUUGUGAAACAGAAAAAUGGACAAAAGUUGGUUCAUCUAUUUCAGAUAGAACAUAUGAUAUUAGAGUUACUGAAAAUGGUAAUGGUAUUUCGGAAUCAUUAGUUGUUGACGCAUCCAUUAAAGCUAAAUGGUCAUUUAAACCACGUAUUGCAUCAAGUACAUCUAAAUGUGCACGACAUACACUUCCAAAUCUUGUUGAUGGAAAAGAAUAUGAAUUUCAUGUUGCUGCUGUUAAUAAAGCUAGUCCAAGAGAAUAUGCUAAAACUGAUGAACUAAUUCAAAAACGUUCACCGGAUGUAGUUUCACAUGCUGUUGAUUAUUCAUCAGCACUACAAGUGAUAUUUGCUAAAGAUAGUGAUGAUAUUAAACCAGAUGGUAAUAUUCAAGUAAUAGUUAAAGAUGGUGUUGCUGAACUUCUUGUACCAAAAAUGAAUGGUAAUGAUAGUGGACUUUAUUCAUAUCUAAUUUGUUCUGAUAUGAUGCUUAAUCGAUUUUGUUUACAAAUUUUGCCUGAAAUUCAUGAUAAAAUCAAAUGGCUUAAUCUUGAAUCAUCAUCCAUGAAACAUGUUUUAUGUGCUACAAAUUAUCCUAAUUUAUAUGCUCUUGGCCUUUAUAAUAUUGAUGAAGAUCUAAUUUAUUUAUCAUUAUAUGAAUCAUCGUAUAAAAAUCGUCUUCGAUUAUGCUUUGAUGAUCCACCUCCUCCUACUUUUCAUUCUUCAACUCUUCAGAAAUCGAAUAUCAAGAUUCGAUGUUUUGAUGAUUGUCUUUAUCUUCUCGAUGGUCGUUUUAAUCAACUUAACACACUCUUUGUUGAUUUGCUUAGUAUUCAACGUCCAGAGGAAAUUCAUAAUCAAAGCGAUUUACCAAAUCUAAAAUGUUUUUCUCUGUCCUGUAAUUAUGAAACAAAUUAUUACGAUGAAUUAAUCCUCCCACUUCUCUAUCGAAUGUCAAAUCUAGAACAACUUAGUUUGUAUAUUGCGAUCUUUGUUGAUGAAACAUUUAUUGAUGGAAACAAUUUGAAGAGAAACAUUAUUAAUCGUAUGCCACGAUUAAAUCAAUUUAGAUUUUAUAUUCGCUCACUCAUGCUUAUUCGUAAUCAAGUGAAUUUACCAUCAACAGAAGGUAGUCAAUGCACAUUCAUUGACUUUUCAAAUAAUAAUAUAAUUUCUAAUGUUAAUUAUUUUCCAGAGGCAAGAAAAGGCCGAUGUCACAUUUACUCAUAUCCAUCUCGAAUGCAAUAUUAUAGUGGUAUUACAAAUAAUUUUCCUGGUGGAUUAUAUACAUAUGUCCGUGUAGUGUUAUUAUUGGAUGAACAUCCUUUUGAACAUGAAUUUUUUCUGCGAAUUCAGAAAUCAUUUCCAUUUAUGGAACAAUUGAGUUUGAUUAAUCAUAAAUCACAAAAUCGCAAACAAUCUUCUGAAUUAAACAAUGAUAAUCGAAAUUUAUCUGUUAUUCAAUAUUCUUUUCUUAAUGCACUUGAUAUUGUCGAGGUCCAUGAUGAUUAUAUAGAACAAUUUCUAUUUGAUACUAAAACGCAUUUGCAAAAUAAUGUUCUCCUUUGUAUCAAUUACAAAUCUUUAAAACGAGUAACACACAAUUUCACAAGAGAUGCUACACGAAUUAAUUGUACCAAAAUAAAUGAAUUAAUACUAUUUGAAGAUUUUAGUCGUUAUCAUUAUUUAACACAUCAUAAUAUUACAAUAAUAGGUAUUGAUGAUGAUGAAGAAUUUCAAAAUACAGUUAAAGUUAUGCAAAUAAUGAAUAUGUCAAAUGAUGAUUUAAAUUCAAUAUUUUGA
Molecule: messenger RNA, 2634 nt
Organism: Rotaria sordida
Lineage: Eukaryota; Metazoa; Rotifera; Eurotatoria; Philodinida; Philodinidae
Source: the annotation of a GenBank genome assembly